Podospora pseudopauciseta is the source of this 1237-nucleotide messenger RNA. RefSeq lists its product as uncharacterized. The transcript is spliced from 2 exons. Lineage: Eukaryota; Fungi; Ascomycota; Sordariomycetes; Sordariales; Podosporaceae. Bases 278 to 1096 code for a protein of 272 amino acids. The record is from RefSeq and is a predicted model, not a curated record.
GCUUCGACGCGGCCAUCCUGGUCCUAGUGCGCACGAUGCGCUAGCAGCGAAAAAACGGAAAAACGAACGAGCUUCCAAAACGCUAAGCCACAUGGGGGAAUUGGCCAACCAGAGCAGCUCCUCCAGGCAAGCACUGACGCAAGUUUUUUUGCUGCACCGUUUCCCCUCGAUGCAUUGAGCCGCACCCAACGAGACCACGCCAUUGGACUGUUUUUUGGGCUUUAGGAUAGCCUCACAUACACUCGAUACACACCAAGUCAAAAGACCACCAAGAAACAUGGCCUCAACAGCAACAAUCCCCCGCUUUCUCCUCCCCCAACGAGGCCUAAUCUGGAGACGCCUCUCCCCCGCAAACACCACCUCCCCCGUCGUCCUCGUCCGCUUCUCCUCCACAUCCCAAUCCAAAGACGGCAAACCCCUCGUCCUCGAAAAGCCCGAACGCUUCGUCCCCCCAUCACAUGGCUCCCGUCUCCCCGGCUCCCGCCGCUCAACCCUCGGCGACGGCCCCCGCCACUACGGCGGUGACCUCUCCGAGUCCGAACUAAAAGCCCAAGCCAAAAAGGACUACCCCAUGACCCCUCCCCCCGAGGGCACCUGGGCGCAUUGGUUCUUUUCCCAAAAAUGGGUUCACAUCACCGUCACCCUUGGCACCCUUACAGCCCUCAGCAUAUGGACCUUCACCCUGAACUACAAGCACAACACUCCCUUCGGCGACAUGCUCCCUCCCAUGUCCGACUUCUUCUGGCACCCCAUCUCGUCCACCCGCGCCCUCGUCGAAGUCAUCCGCCUCAACGAAGCUCACAACACUGCCCGCAUCCAAGAAAAGAGAAGAAGACUCGUCGAGGACGUCGCCAAAAGGACAGCGUAUAGAAGAGCGCACGGCUUGCCAGAGGAGUACGGCAUGUUUGGACUCAAGAAGGCCACCAUUGACCCAGACCAGGUGUUUGGCACAGAGGGUGGUGAGAAGAAGGAGCAGCAAGGGACAACGGUGGUGGACGAUGCCUCGCCUAUCGCUCCGGAACCAAAGCGAUUGACGGACGAGCAGCAAAAGGAGAUGGUGGGUGAGCUGAAGAAGAAGUGGCUGGGUAUCUUUUGAUAUUCCUCCUUCUCAUAGAGUUUGCCACAUGACAUGUGAACGUAAAAUGUAAAAUUAUGUACAAACAACGUCCACAACGGCCGAAAGGCGUAAAUAAAUCUAUACCCCUUUCUUUCUUGACCCUCAGAAUCCUCCCUUGAC